CACAAUUAUGCGUCGCUGGCGCAGAAUAAUGACGGGAUUCAGCGGCAACUUCGUCAGUGCGAGAUGUUGAUGUUUUGUACUUUAUUUAGCUCGUUUCACUGACUUUUUAUCGUCAACUCCUACCGUGGCUGGUAUGAAGCAGUGACCCAUGCUGUGAUGCCUCCAGUCAUGUCUCAGAUCAAUGAUCCAAAGGUUGCCUUUGCCUAUCUGCGCCCAGUCUGUGUGCUGCUCACCAAGGAGCCCACUGUGACCAAUGUGGAGACGCUGAGCGAACAGUUAAAAGACGUCCAUGAAGGCUCACUACAGCAGCUCCAAGAGUACGUCCUUUUCCCCCUCCGCUUUGUCCUUAAAGUCACUGGAGGGAAAAAGGAAAAGCUGGUGCAGGCUGUGGCCGAGGCAGUGAGCUAUGUUCUGGAGAGGACCUGUGUCCAGAGCUGGGACACCCUCCGUGACCUGUUCUCAGAGCUCUGCAGCUGCCUCUGCUCCCCCACAGACCCGGGUAAACCUGCAGAUACAUCAGAGGAGCUGAGAUCUGCCAUGCUGAGGUGCCUCAAUGCUCUGCUUCACGCUGCUUAUGGUGAUAUAGUCUUCAAACUCUAUGAACCCAUGAUGCUGCCUGAACUGGGUGCCGCCAUAUCGCUCCUGCUAAUUUUAGGGGAGAAGGACAAAUCCAGAGAUAUUCAGGCAGCAGCCUUGAAGUGCCUCCAGUCUUUGAUUCUGCAUUGUGACUGCACUCAGGAACACGUUGUCCCAUCAUCGGAUGAGCGAUGUUCUGUAGGUGGCACCAUGGCUUCGUUCUUACCUGGGAUCACUAAGGCUUUAGCAAGGAUCAUCACUGGAGAUCUCAGGCAAGGCCAUGCAGUUACUGUCAGAGCCAUUAAGGUGUGGUCCAGGUUUGUGGGGCUGGUCAUGGAGGAUUCCCAGCUGCAGAGCAGGCAGUCCUGUAAAACUCCCUCCUCAGACCUGGGUAGGAUCAGGCAGCUCGUGGUCCAACGUACUCCAGACUGGGUGAAGGGAACGGUGGAGAAGCUGUGUGUGCUGCUGAAGAGGAUCAUCUCCUGCACCUCAGCCCACCAGCACUGGAGGGUAAGGCUGGAAAUGGUGGAGCUGGCCGACCAUCUGCUGGCAACGUGCGGUCAGUCGCUGAAAGAGUGCGUGGGGCCGCUACUGGAAGCGCUGGUGGGAGCGAUCAACGACGAUGAGCCCAGAGUCAGAGAAAGGUGUGAGGUUGCUCUGAGAGACGUAUCACAGAGGAAUCAGAGUGGCACAGCCAGUAAGAACUUGACUGAUGUCUUGUCUGAGAAUCUCCACUCCUUAGCCACCUCCCUCCCCCGGCUGAUGAGGACCUCUGACGACCAGAAGAAGCUGUUUGUCCUCAAUGUGUUCCUUGGUUACCUGAAAGUCUUGGGACCACUCGUCUCUGUGGUACUAAACUCUGCUGCACACCUGGACAGGAUCUCUAAAGCAUUAAUGCAGGUGCUGGAGCUGGAUGUGAUGGAUGUGCGUAUUGUGGAGGAAAGGAGCUACACUGACCCCAUAGAUGGCUACUCAAGCUCUCAUGACUCCUACACCGCUCACACACAGCGGAAGCAUUUUCUGUACUUCACAGAUGAGAAGAUCUUCUCCGUGCUCAUGGAAAUCUGCCGAACAUUAGGUUACUAUGGCAAUAUCUACCUUCUCACUGAUCACCUCCUGGACUUGUAUCGGCAGUCGUCAGCGUACAGGAAGCCGGCCGCCAUGGUCCUGAACGAGAUGGUGAGGGGUGCUGCCGGCAUCGCUGUGGCAGCGCCGGCUAACCGUUUGGACGGGAGUGAGUUCCAGGGUCGCUCUGCGUCCACGGAAGACCUUAAAGCGACAGUGGUGUCUAUCCUGGAGGAAUACACCAGCCUGAACAACUGGCAUCUGAAGACUGUGAGUGAGGAGACAGACACAGACCGUCAGGAUCAAAAGCUGCUGAGUCCUUUCAGACUCCAGUCUAUAUCCAGCGGUGAAAUCAUCAGCAGUACUGCAAACUCUCUGCAAGUGAUUCCUUCUUCAUCCACCUCCCCUGCAACCCCAUCAUCAAUUUCCACGCUCCUUCAGCUCAAUAGCAACAUCUGGCAGCUGUGCAUCCAGCUUGAGGGCGUCGCCUGUUUCGCCCAGGCGCUGCGGCGUGACUUCCGCCCACUGCUGAUGACGUCACUCUAUCCUGUCCUGGAGAAAGCCGGAGAGGACACACUGCUCGUCAGCCAGGCGGCGCUGAGCACCAUGAUGGACAUCAGCAAGGCCUGUGGCUACUCCUCCCUGAAGGACCUGAUCAACGACAACUCAGACUACCUACUGAAUGACAUUUCAGUGAACCUGCAGAGGCUCAGUCAACAUCCUCAGGCUCCGAGGGUAUUAACGGUGAUGCUGGCUCACUCUGACUGUAGCCUGCUGCCUCUGAUCAGGGACAUAGUGCAGGAUGUGCUGAUGGCUUUGGAUCUCAGCUAUGACCACUCAGCUGCUCUUUUUUGCUCUGUACUUCACGCGCUCAUGAAGGCACUGGCCAGGUGGUUCCCUCCAUCAUGCUGUAGGACCAGUAAGUCUCUCAGUUUUAGGACUUCUGCUAAACAGGAAGAUUUUGACAUUUGCCAGUUCCUGUUGGAUUACCACAAGCAGAAGGAGUUGGCAGAGGGAACUGGGAUUGAAGAGGAUGAGACUGAGGACCUUGAGGUCCCCCCUCCUCCAGAGUGUGAGGAUGCUGAUGAUGCUGGUGGUCCUGAAGUGAAAGCAGAACUUCCCUCACACCUCAGCAUUACUAAAGACAUCAUGGAGCGUUGCAUUCACCUGCUGUCCGACCCCAGCCUCAGGCUCCGACUCAAGGUGCUGGAUGUGCUGGAGCAGUGUGUGUAUGUGCUGAGUGAAAGGGAAGAUGAGCUGCUGCCCAUGGCUCAUUGCUGCUGGCCGGCCCUGCUUCAGAGACUCACCGAUGAUCCAUUAGCAGUCCUCAGAGCCUUCAGGGUGCUGUGUACGCUGGGCGAAACCUGUGGAGACUUCCUGAGGAGGAGGGUUUCUAAGGAGGUCCUCCCCAAGCUGAGCUCCUCACUGGCACGGCAGGCUCCCGUCAGCGCCAAGGCCGGACCGGUCUACACCCACACCCUGGCCUACAAACUUCAGCUGGCUGUGCUGCAGGGGUUGGGUUCAUUGUGUCAGAGGCUGAAUCUGAGCGAGGCAGACCUUGAUGCUGUUUGUGAAGCCUGCCUGCCCUACCUGAGCUGCAGACAGCCCAUCAGACUACAAGAGGCUUGUCUGAGCGUUUUUCGACACUUAAUCCAGGUGGAUCCGGACACCUUCUGGUUUACAUUAAAUGAGAUCCACUGCCCUUCUUCCUACACACCACCCCACCCCGACCUCCAGCCUCUGCAGCUGAGCGGGAUGGGUAGGCCAAGAGACGAGUACUCGGACAACGUGCUGAAGCUGCUGAGGGAGGAGUUUGGCUCGGACUCUCUUACACAUAACAAGCCAGUCAUCUGAAUGAGAUGCUGAUUGAUGAGACGGCCUCAGCAUUGACUGCAAAGGUUCAAUUAACUGAAAAAAAGAAUCUGAUAACUUUCAUGUUUGCCUGUGUUUAACAUCAUGGUUUAGGAUAAAAUGGCAAAUGUUAACAUUUGUGCAUAUGUCCAACCCAGGAACAAAGUUGGUCGGUUUUUUUAUGCAUGCUCACAGGUCUGAGCCUGCAUUUCAUCUGUCUGUCGGACAGGUGCACAUUGUAAAUGCUUAUUAAAUUUUCAUUUUCAUGUCAUUUCUUUAUUCUUCAAAGAAGUGACUAUGUCACACUGCUUGGUUUAAAUAAAUUAACAAUUUGACAACAUAAAAACA
Messenger RNA from Girardinichthys multiradiatus, 3840 nucleotides. It is a transcript of the gene tti1, whose product is annotated as TELO2 interacting protein 1. Gene Ontology annotation, cellular component: cytoplasm. Gene Ontology annotation, biological process: chromatin remodeling. Lineage: Eukaryota; Metazoa; Chordata; Actinopteri; Cyprinodontiformes; Goodeidae. The transcript has 14 exons. The record is from RefSeq and is a predicted model, not a curated record. Bases 157 to 3495 code for a protein of 1112 amino acids.